Molecule: messenger RNA, 5963 nt
Organism: Sinocyclocheilus grahami
Lineage: Eukaryota; Metazoa; Chordata; Actinopteri; Cypriniformes; Cyprinidae
Product: UPF0606 protein KIAA1549
Exons: 22
Coding region: 507-4994 (1495 amino acids)
Source: RefSeq, a predicted model, not a curated record
CCAUCCAUGGAGUGUUUUAUGCCGUAGAGAUGGACAUGCGCUGCCAACAAUAUCUUGUAGAAGCGGCUCGCGUAUUUAUUUAAGCGGUGCAAUUUGUCCAGUGUGUUUGGAGGAGAUGGGAUCUUAGGAAAUGGGUCGUGCAUGGGAACAGCAAGACCGUUAUAACUGCACAAUUAUAUCUACACCGGAUACCGGGAAAUGAGCCACACGCGAGCAACGAACUGGAUACCAUCUACACGAGGAGCUGUCAGCAUAAAUAUAUGAUGUGUUUCAUCUGAUUUGAUCCCUUGCUUUGAUUGCAUCGAUAUUCUCUAUGUAUGGCCGUUCUUUCAUCAUGAUAUCGGGUGUGUAAAGGGGCGCGCGCGUGAGCCGCAUCCGCGCGAGGUGCAUCUCAACAUGGCAGCAACGUAUAGAAAAGGAAGGAUAUCAAGCGGGAAGACCUGUGGCUAUCCAGGGGACAUUUUAUCAGGGUCAGAUGGCCUGUCUUGAAUAAGAAACGUGCAAAAAUGGAGAGCUCCUGUUCAAGGAUGGCCCUGAGGAGCUCGCUGCGACUGCUCGGAUGUUGUGCGCUUUUGCUCGCAGCUGCGAUGUUGGUGGGCUUCAUGGCGAGGGCUUUCACACCCGUUGCAGUGGAGCUCCCAUCCAACAUGUCCAGAAGGAGCCUCAAUCAACUUCCAACAAGACCACGUUCACCUCCUGCCUUAUCGUCAUCAUCAUCAUCUUCUUCCUCAUCUCCUCAUCACUCUGAAAGAACCAGACAUCCAGCUCAUACGCCUCCAGGUGCCAAAUAUCCCUCAUCCCCUGGUCACCAUGACAGUGCCUCCAGCAUAGAUCCCACCCCGUCCCUUGGUUCCGAAGGGUCGGGUAACCUAGGCGACGGGGCCCAGGGCAUCCACCUGCUGUUACGGCCCCCAGACCUUCUAACGCCAAGCCAGAUGCCUCCACUCCAUGAUGACAGACCGCCAACACCAGCCCCCCCGACCCUGGUGUCACCCGAAGACCUGUAUCCUGUCCACUCCGCUGAGGUGGACUGGGGCUCCGGAGACUACCUUGAAACUCUUACUUUCAUGGGAUCAGAAGGGGAGGAGUUUUCUCUCGUCACCACCCUUCCUACGCAUGGAUACGAUCCGUAUGAUACGGACGAUGAGGCCACGGUCAGCUACAACACAGCUUUCCCCUCUCGUUCCAUCCUGCCCCUCUCGUCCAGAGACCUCCAGCCCAGCGUGACUGUAAAAUAUGGGACUAACUUAAGGACGGCCCAUCCUACUGAUCCCCGCCUCCCAUUAGCUCCUGACUCCGCCCAUGUGAUCGAUAUGGACGAUGAUUUGGAUUUCGAUUGGGCGGAGCUUUUUCCCAUUGAGCCAACUGAAAUGCUGCUUCCCGAUAUGAACAGUUUGGAAUACUACAACACGUUGCAAGCCAAAGAGAAUGCUAGUAUUGCGAGGAAUAGGACGCACCCUCAUAUUACCCCAACACACACUGUGGGACCCACUCAAACUCCCACUGCAUUGGGAAAAGUCCCGGACAAAAUCGAACGGACGAUUCCUCAACCUAUUCCAUCAGUAACCCCAGCUCCACCCCAAAAACCUACGAAGCCUCCCAUCCCAUCCACCACUGAGACCCAACAACCUCCUGAAGGCCCAGAUAAUGGUGUUCCUUCCAUACCCACAUCCCAUGUGGGCAAAACCCGACCGCCAGUGCCAACCGCCCUGCCUCCACCCGGCACCUCAGAGGGUCCAGUAAUACAAGCUGUGACGCUGAAGCCCCCUGCUACAAAACCCCGCAUGACCACCAUCAAAACCACCACCAGAACUACAACUACAAUUAAAACCACGACUACCAUGAGCCCCACCAGCCUCUCUACCAAAAGCCCACCACCUACAACCCCCAGAAUUCCUCUGUCCAUCGCACCCCGGCAGUACGUCUGCAAUAUCACCAAACCGGACAUGUACCUAGUCAGAGUGGGCAUGCCUAGUGGGUCAUCGGUGGCGUUUGCCAAAGCUCAUGUGCGGGAGAUUCUUCGACGAGAGUUCAACCGUUCAGUGGAGCUCCAGGUCCUCAAAGCCCCACCCAAUUUUAUCUUCCGGGCAGUUUCCGGUCCACUUGUGUACACUGCUAUCUCUGUCAUUAAUGCUGUCCGCCAAUCAGUGCACACCACUUCCUCUUCUUCCAUACUGUCCGUCACUACCAUAUAUGCAGUGCCUGAUUACAAACAUCAGGUCCACACAGUGCUGCAGUUUGUACCGAGUCAUGUGGAUGUGCGUCUGUGUAGCUUCAGCGAGCGUGUGGAGAAGGGGCUACUCAUGGCGUAUGCGGAAGUACGCAAGCGUUCGCAAGAAAACGGAAAUUUCACAGUUCAUAUUGUGAAUAUCACUAGUAGCCUUCCUAAGGGUCAGCGGCAGUUGAAGGCACCGGUGGACAUCACUUUUGCUGUGCGUGAUUCCCAAGGCUUCCUAACAGGAUCAGAUGUGAGUGGUCACAUGAGGCAGCUCAGCGCUGUGGAGUUCAGCUUCUACCUUGGUUUUCCUACCCUGCAGAUCGCUGAACCUUUUCAUUAUCCUGAACUGAAUGUGUCCCACCUGUUACGCACAUCCUGGGUGAAAACAGUGUUACUGGGUGUGUUGGACCAGCGUGUGAAUGAGAGGACCUUCCAGGCCAAAAUGGAGAGGCGAUUAGCAUUGCUGGUUGGAGAGGGACUUGGGAUCGGGGUUAGCAGUCGACGAUGGAGAAGAGCUACUAGUAUUGGCAACAACAGUGUACAGAUUGUGCGAGUGUCCCGUCUGGAUGGCCCGGACUACCCGCUGGAGCUGGUGUAUUUUGUGGAAGCGGGGUCAGGAGAGAGGCUGCCAGCCCAGGCCACUGCGGCCAUGCUCAACAGACUGAACCUGCUGAGAGCUGCCAUCGUACUGGGCUACAGAGUACAUGGAGUUCUGGCCACACCGGUGGAGAAGCUGGCCCUGCCGCCCUCCGAGACUCAGCCCAGCAACGUGUGGCUGAUCGUUGGAGUUGUGGUCCCAGUUCUUGUGGUCAUCCUCAUCAUCAUCAUCCUCUACUGGAAACUGUGCCGCUCUGAGAAGCUGGAGUUUCAACCAGACGCCAUGAGCACCAUCCAGCAGAGACAGAAGUUGCAGCCUCCCAGUGUUAAAGGCUUUGAUUUUGCUAAGCUACACCUGGGGCAGCAUAGUAAGGAUGAUAUCAUGGUAAUCCAAGAACCCGCCCCUUUACCGCCACCUGUUAAAGAGGCCACGCCCUCAGAGGGCGGAGAAUUGAACACUCCAAAAUCGAAGAGCUCAUCUACAAAAGCAUCCCGCGCAGCACGGAGAAGAGGCCGAUUGUCUCCAUCUGAUGGAGAUUCAUUAGGAAGCGAAGCAUCCAGCGGUAGAGAAUCAGCAGAAGAAAGCACCAGACCUGCUGUGACGCCAAGUGACAGCAAACCCCAACAUCGCAAGAGCAAGCAUGCAAAAAACAAACUUGGUGCUCAACCUGGAAGUGGUGUGGAUGAGCAGUUGUCCUCGUCGUCCAUAUUUGAGCAUGUGGACCGUCUGUCUCGAGGUUCAUCAGAUGGAACGCGCAGAGUGUCCAAUAAGAUACAGCUCAUCGCCAUGCAGCCCAUGCCAAGCCCUCCCUCACAUCCACAUAACCAAGCCCUGAGUCCAAGCCUGACAGACAGGAUGCCUGAUGGAGCAAAGGUCAAUAGUGAGAUUCAAGUGGACUUGAGGCAUAAAUCUGAGAUCGAACACCAUCGCAAUAAGAUCCGCCUGCGUGCCAAGAGAAAGGGCCACUACGAGUUCCCCUCCAUGGAGGACAUCAUGGCAGCGUUCGGCGACAGCUCCGAACAACAGCGAGUGUAUCAACAAGCUCAGGAACAGAUACACAAGAUCCUGCAUCCUGAAGAACACACACCUCCAUCGUGCGGAGAGCCACGCAAAAGUUCCAAAGGAAGACGCUCUCCCAGACACAGACAAAGACAGCAUUUGCGUGGAAGGGGAAGUCUGAGAGACAAAGAUCGUCUCAUUACUGAUGGAGAUGCCACAUACAGGAAGUACCCCGGGGUCAACAAUGUGGCCUAUGUGUCUGAUGUAGACCAGCUCCCAGAUGCGGGCAGCCCUUCUCCUACUGAUGAGGUGUUUUUAGACCCUGGAUCACCUCCGUCAGGCCAAGCCCCUGCUCCGCCCUCCUACGUCCCCCCUCAGCCAACCAUCGAAGAAGCCCGGCAACAGAUGCACUCCUUAUUGGAUGACGCGUUUGCUCUCGUCUCGCCUUCUUCUCAAGGAAGCCCCGCUCCUCUAACAUUCACUGGCGUUACAGCAGUCACUGGCGUCGGAGGAAUCACCCCCGGUCAACCCUCCAGCCCAUCCUCACGUCCUGCACGCCAAUGGGGCUCCUCUUCUUACCCAGCAGCCCCUGCACACAGCCCUUUCUCUGCGAGGUAUGCAGAGUUAGGAAUGUCUCCCACAUCGGUCCAAGGUUUACUGCAAAGGCAGGCGCAGGGUUCUGGGUAUGUUGUGUCAGCAGAGAUGCAGUCAGAUCCUGGAUACUCCAGCAGGGGGCAGUAUGGAGAAGAUAUGCCAUCGUCUUCUCGGCCACGACCAGUAGGGGGCAGCACAGGUGCACAGUUGCAUCAGCUGACACAAGUGGGCUUGUCAAGUCGGAUUGGAUUGUAUCCUGGAGUUGGCCGUAGUGUAUCUGGACCUUCAGGAUCAAGCUGGGCCCAGUACCGCUCAGAUGAGGAGAUUUCCAGACCAGGAUCCAACCGAGAGGCUAUACUGACAUUCCCAGAAUACUCUUCAUCACCAGUAUUCCAGAUGCCCAGGACGUCCCUGCAGGAUCCCACAACACCCCAGGGUCACCUGGAAGCCUCGAGCGUGGGGUACAUUGCCCCUGAGGAGCGUUCUCCACCCCCCCAGUCCUCGGCCUCUCUCAUCAAGGCCAUCAGGGAAGAACUCCAGAGACUUUCUCAGAAACAGGCUGCUGUUGUCAGCUACCAGAGUUGAGAAAGACCAUCCCGAAACCCCAGUCCUGGUUAAUCUCCCGAUGUACCACAUAAACAACCUCACAAAUCCCAACACAUCUCCAUGGCUGAGAAGCUGCUUUACACAAAAUCCGAAACCAAAAUCUUCAAAUUUAAGUACGGCUGGUCUGUUACAUAUGAAGAAUUACUUUCAAUCUUUCAUACUUGUAUUGCCAGGACAUCCGCAAUUGAAAUUCCACUGCUGACAUGCAGAAAAUAAACUUAAAUACUCUCUCCUAUAAUUCACAAAGAAAAAAACUCACCCCAAAUAUCAUAUCCAGACUGUUUAGAAAAAUAGACAAAGUUUCCCCAUAUUCAGACUCUCAAUUUGCAUGCGGAGAGCUGUGAACCUUCAAGACUUCGUACUGACUGUUGCUAAUGUGAAAAUCCCUCCCCUUCAGUUCCAUGUCUCUCAAAGUGCUUCCUCCAAAUGGGUCAUCUUCAUGUCUCCGGACUUCCUCUGGUGCUAAACAUCAUUUCUGGCCUCCGCCACGAUACCACAAUUCAGCCCUGCCCAAAAACUCUGAAGUGGCGUCCUUUCCUUUUGUUCUCCCAUUUAUCCAAGACGGCUUAUCAAGUGGAAACUUGCUCUGUUCCAACACCUAGUGAGCUGCUCGAGAUGCGAAAUUUGUUCCAAAGGUUAGCCAACUUAAUUAUGUUCCCUUAUAAGAUACCUUAAUAAGUUUUAGCCAAAUUCUAAGGCAGCAUUUCAUGUAUUGUUCACAGAGAAGUCAAACCCAGAAUGCAUUGCAACAAGAGAAAUAUAAUUUAUCAAGUUAUACUUCAUUCAAUAACAUUCAUAAAAACUUAAAAUGUAUGAUUUUGCCCAACAUUGGUGAGUUUUAGAGUAUCACAUCGUUAGCUUAGCAACAUGCAAAUGUGAAACCUUGAACAGAGCAAGAAAAAUGUUGAUUAUAAAGUAAUAUUUUAUUCGAUAAUGCUCAUAAAAACU